AUGGGUAAAAAAAACGCAAAAACAGAAGAAAAAAAGGUGAGAGCGGCAGAUUUCUCGAACUUUCAGACUUCUGAUUCGAGACCGACAGGGUUGCAUCAGAUUUUCGCAUCAUUCAACAGCACAUCGCGCACAGAAACGAAUCAGUCAAGUAAAUCAGAGUCGUCCACAACGACGAGAGGAAGUAGAAGCCAAGAAGAGGGGAUUUCGGACACGUCGGAGUCACAAGCGGACAUCCUGGCACUGCUGAACAAGCUGACGAAGAAAGAUAGCGUGACGAAGCUGAAGGCGCUGGAAAUGUUCAACGAACUGGCGGAAGUGACGCCCGAGAGCGUGCUGGAGGAGUACAUAGUUGACAUAAUACACCUCUUCAAGAAGUCAGCAGUGGUCGAGCCAGUUAAAAAAAUAAGAAUGGAGUUCGGAAACCUGCUCUGCAAAGUGUCGAGUAAGCUGAAAAGGAAGCUGCAGCAGUACCUGGAGUCAUUUAUAACGCACUGGUGGGUGGCAAUGCACGACGAAAGCAGAGAAAUCGCGGAAGUGUACGUGGAGGCGUUCAGGAACCUGUUCACAACAACAAUGUCGAAAGAAGAAUUUGAACUAAAGAGACUUAAAAUACUCAACUUCUACUUCACGCAGAUGGCAGAAGACUACAUUAAGUUCGUUAACAAGGACCUGGACAGCUACGGAAAGGACUGGCUGGACACGUUCGGAAAGUCGAGUCAGAGCAGCGCAAGCAUAGCAGACAUGCACAACAGACUCUUCUGCUCAGUCCUGCACUCGCUGAUGAACCUGUUCGUGUACGCAAGAGUGCACAGAGAGGAGGUGUCCUUUGACCUGGAUCGUCUGGCACAAGAGCACUUCGUAACGCGAGUGACGAGCAUAUCGAAGAUGUCAUUCAAGAAGAGACUGUCGUGCGUGCUGAUGCUGGUGGAGAUGGUGAAGGUGUUGCCGAAGGAGAGCCAAGGAUUGCUGGAGCAGCUCAUCGAGCACGCAGUGGAGAGCCUGAAGGCGGAGACGGAGCCGGCGCUGAUAUACCACAACGUGAGGCUGAUAUGCGCGUGCACGCGAGAAAACAGCAGUGCACUGAGGAAGUACCUGCCGAACUACCACGACCUGGUGGUGUCGCUGCUCAAAAACUUCAACGGCGAGUACGGGAACAAGGUGGACCUGUACACGCUCUUCCCGUCUCUGUACAUGUACAUAGACCCUGAGUACUUUGAGCAGUACAAGAAGAGCUUCGAGGACAUGCUGAGCUUCCUGGCAGACCUUAUGACGAAGGAGGUGCUGUCGCUGCGAAGGAACGCCUACGCAUUCGACCUGGUCUCGUUCAGGACGCUGGGCACGAGAAUGCUCUGCUGCUUCUACAAGCUGCUGCUGCUCUCGAAGAAGAAGUCGCCGGGGCUCAUCACGCUGCCGCUGGAGAAGCUGGCGCCGGUGAAGGAAAACUCGCGAGACUUCCUGUGGAACUACCCGGCAGUGAUGACGGAGUACGUGACAGAGUCGAGUCUGCUGGGGGACGCAACCUUCGAGGCUACGAUGGAGAGGCUGCUCUCGUACGCAGAGGAGAGCACGGUGCUGGUGGCCUCGAUCCUGGACAGCCUGCUGGCGAAGCACGCGCCUGAGGUGACCAGAGCGUGUCCGGGUCUGGAGAAGGCCUACGAGGAGCUGAUGAAGAAGGUGACGCAGAAGCUGCCGCACUGCCUGGAGCAGCACCUGAGCCACCAGGCGGACCUGACGCUGGACAUAGAGCAGCUUGUGCAGCUGCUGAAGAAGAACUCGCUGACGCUGCCGCACAGCAUACCGCUGCUGCUCUUCAACUCCCACCCGCAGUCGGACUUCAUGGACGACUACAAGCUGCUCCUGCAAGUCUACAAGAGCCUGAAAGGGUCACCCCUGGGGGACUGGAGGGAAGCGGAGGAGCUGGACGGGCGGCUGCUUCUCUUCUACGCAGCAGUGGAGAUGGAGCACGACGAAAAGGUGGCCGAGCAGGUGCUGACAAGGCAGUUCGACCUGGAGGACACGUGCACGAGCUUCCUGGUCAACGAGUUCCUGAACGGCUGCACGGGCCCGAGGUACUCAAAUGAACUUGUCGGCUUCGCAGAAAGGCACAUAAGCCUGGACCUAUUCCACAAACUGCUGGGCCAGGUGGACCACAGGCAGCUGACGAGGGAAAACAGGCGAGCCUACGAGACGAUGCUGAUCACGUACCAGCUGUACGAGAACAAGCACGUGGAGUUCGAAGGGGAAUACGACAAAACGCUGGCUGAGAGCGUCCUGACGUCAUACCUGUGGCUCUUCCUGAGAACAAGACACUGCGACUACGUGAGGUUCACGAAGUACGUACUGGAGGAGUUCGCAAGCACCAGGAAGGCAGGCGUUGGCUGCGCCAGCAACGGUAGCGUUAACGCCCGUAUCAGCACUUCGGACAGAGUCAACGCCGCACACACAAACAGCACCUUGGAAAACAGAAAAGACACGAGCACCGUUAACGGAGACAGUUUGAUGAGCGAAGAGCGUUUGGCGAGACUGGAUUCGUUGCCGACAACGGCCCACACGGAGUUUGAGAGCACGGCGAAGGACCUGGGAUCGCUGCUGGGAUCGCUGUUCGAGGCGGACUUUGUGGUGGAGGUGCUUAACAGAACAAUAAGGCUGAUUAAAUCAGUGAAGCCGAAAACUCUCCACAAAAGAUGCUAUUACCUGGUGGUGAACGUGUACAUGAAGUCGGAGGAAACAAAGGGAAACGGCAGCAGCAUUGACGCAGAUAGAUUUCUGGACAUGUUCGUGAAGGCACUGGUGGGAUCAGGACUCGAGCACUGCGCGACAGCGCACGCAGAUUUCAUAACGAUCACGACGAAGUACAGGCUGGACGACACGGAGGUGUCGAGAAGGUUCCUGGAAAACAUGGUGAGCCAUUUCAUGGAAGAGAGAUACAAAACAGUGAAAAAGCUGGAGAACAGCGUGAAAAUAUUCAAGUACUUCUACAAGGCAGUGCGAAUGAGCCUGCCUAAGACAGCAGAGCUGGUCUCGUUCGUUAAAACAUGGUUUGACAGGAAUUUGGCGUCGCCACACUUCCUGGCGGCAAUUUACGAAGCGGAAGACGCGUCGGAGGACAUAGUGAGGCUGGAAAUAAACAUAUUUAAGCUGCUGAUGUCCAACAUUCAGAACAAAUCGGAAACGAGCGAACCGGAGAGGUGUGACUGUUACACAUUUUUAAACAGUAUGACGCUAUCCACACAACUGAUAGCAAAUUAUAAUGCAGCAAGAAGUACACAAAAAAUAGAAGGCGAGAAGUUAGCGAAAUUGUUUACCAAAGGGGCAAAAGGAGGAGAAAAUCAAGAUCCCUCACCCCAUAAAGGCCAGAGAGAAGAUAAGUCAGAUCAAACAGCCGAAGAGGAAAGUUCAACAAAGGCAGAAAAGGAGGAACUAAGAAGAACAGUAGCAAACACACUCAAACUAUUCUUCAGAAUCAAAUUAGACUCGAAAUUAGAGAGUUCAUGGGCGUACCUGUCAAUAUAUAGGUUCAUAUCACUGUUCCCGGAAGAAAUCACCGCAGAAAUUAAAAAUGAUAGCAAUACUCUUAAUUCUCAGUGCCUUAAACAUCUGUAUAGUAGCCUCGGUGUUCACGGUGUUUCGACGAAGCUCUUCACUGCUGUUAUCAAGUACACACUAGAACAGGGGCUAGGGUCGACCCUUAGACUGGGCACUGAGCUGGAGCUGGAGCGAGCAUUUGAGCACCAGAGCGGAGAAGAGAGCGAGGUGACGCGGAACCUGGAAAGCCUGGCGGUAAGAAACGAGAAGGAAGCAGCUACAGUAGCAUACUGGCUUCCACUGUGCAUUAAGUAUGGCCAGGGGUGCCAGGACCUGGACGACGGAGAGUCAGUGGCAGAGUUCUCUGAUGCAGUGUGUUCGCUGCUGCAGCACAUACACCAGAUGCAGCCGCCCUCGCACUACGUGAACAGGUACGUGGCGCAGCUGUGGGAGUGCAGACCCCUAUACCCGAAGAUCUCGGAGUCGGGAGUCUUCUGCAACUUCCCGAACAGAGAGUACGUGGUCAUGAUAAGCAGCUUCCCGAAGGGCGACUUCUUCGAAGACCUGAGCGGAUGUAAAGUGGACGCAUACAGGCUGCUGUACACAUUCAACAACUACUCGAACAGAGAUGAGGACGCGAAGGAAGAAGAGGCAGAAGAAAAGGGAGACAGUGAGUCAAAGGAAGGAGAUUCCGAGUUUGAGUCGCCAGGGGAGUCCGAGGAGGAGAAGGCAGGAUUGUCAGAAGAAGAGGCCUCGGAAGUCGAGGAGGGGAGCCCGGGGAGCUCAGUGAACAUGGAGGACGUGAGGAACGGAUACGACCUCAUGAAGCUCUACUUCUCGCUUAUCAUAGGGCCGUACCUGACGAGGAGAAUCAUGACCACGCACGAAAACCUGGAGACGAGCAACCUGCAGGAGAUAGAAAGGUGCCUGAUGGCGUGGCUGACGGUCUUCAACAUGCACGCGAAGUACAAGGCGCUGGGAAAUCUGAACUGCGCAAACGCACUGGUUAAGCUGCUGACGGAAAAGCCGCACGACCUGGGAGAGUACAUCAACGAGGCAUUCCAGGAAAACCUGGGAGAGGCGCUGCAGGAGACGGGAGAGUACGAGGACAUGUCGCACGUAUACGCAGCAGAGUUCGGACUGGGAGACCUGUACGCAGAGGAGUACUUUGAAAGAGAAUACUGCAGAAACAGCCCGCUAGACAUAUUCCUGCGACUGCUGAUACAGUGCCUGGAGAAAAUGCUGAUCAAGGACGAGGAGUUCUGCGAAACGGUUAAGAUGCUCUACUACAAGGCAGCUAAAAUAUUCCCGACGCAGGUCUCGGAAAUGUGGAACAACUGCAAAAACUCGUACGUUAAGAAAAACAUUAAGAAGUUCACGAAGCACGAAGUGACGCAGAAGCUGAUCAAGCACGAACUGGAGUCGCUGAAGAACAUGACGAACGACCUCACAGUGUACCACGACGUGACGAAGAAGGAGGUGACGGCGAAGCUCUUCGUGAAAAACGAGAUCAACGCUAAAAUCACAAUCAAGGUGCCCUCGGCGUUCCCGCUGGAGCCUCUGACAUUCAUGUCAAACGACAGCAAGAAGAACCACAAGUGGGUCAUGUACUCGCACUCGGAGGCGAACAGGAGCGGAAUAGCGCAGGGGCUGCUGCUGUGGUACAACAACGUGGUGAAGUACUACCAGGGGAUCGACGAGUGCCCGAUCUGCUACUCGAUAGUCCACGCGCAGUUCCAGUCGAUCCCGACGAAGGCGUGCAAGGUCUGCAAGUACAAGUUCCACAAGGAGUGCCUCUUCAAGUGGUUCAGAAACGCAGCAAAAGCAAAGUGCCCAUUGUGUCAAUCGCAAGUGUCGUUUUUAUGA
Theileria orientalis strain Shintoku is the source of this 5391-nucleotide messenger RNA. RefSeq lists its product as uncharacterized. The record is from RefSeq and is a predicted model, not a curated record. Lineage: Eukaryota; Apicomplexa; Aconoidasida; Piroplasmida; Theileriidae. The transcript is spliced from 2 exons. Gene Ontology annotation, biological process: ribosome-associated ubiquitin-dependent protein catabolic process; rescue of stalled cytosolic ribosome. Gene Ontology annotation, cellular component: RQC complex; cytosol. The coding region runs from base 1 to 5391 and encodes 1796 amino acids. Gene Ontology annotation, molecular function: ribosomal large subunit binding; ubiquitin protein ligase activity.